UGAGGAGAGUGCGCACGAGGCAAGAGGGAGAGCGCGGACCGGGUUCGUGGCGGUGAUCGUAUUUUAAUAAAAUAGAAAAAAAUAAAAAAAAAAAAAACAAAAUUUAAAUAAAAAAAAAAUUAAUUUUUUUCUCGUCUCUACCUCCGAGAGAUAUAAAAUAUCUAUAUAUACAUAUUUCUCAUGUUGUUACAUGCAUCAAAUUAUUGUCUUUCUAUUUGAUAAAUUUGUGCGUGUUUUUACAAUUAAAAAUUAAAUAAUAAUAAUAAUAGUAAUAUGAAAAUAAAUUUAUAAAUAAAUGGGAAAAUAAUGUAAAGGAUAAAAAAGGAUAACGAGGACAACAACGAUCACGGUUAUAUAUGAAUACGGUCAACGACAAUUAAAAAUUUCGAUAAAGAAAAAAAAAAAUAUAAAGAGUGUGUUUGUGUUAAUGUAAAAUAUAACUCCAAGUGAUUUUGUCAGUGUGUUUAAUUAUUGAUUUGUGAAUUUAAAUAAAAUUAAGUUUUAGAAUAAUAAGGAUCAAGAGAUUAAGACAAUUUUGGGGCAACGUUGAUAAGUGCCAAGUUAUUUUCUCGUCCCGGUGGAAAAAAUAUCUCGGGGGAGUGGGCGCUGGCGCGUGUGUGACCGGGUUAACCAAAAGGGUAGAAAUUUAUAAAAUAUAUAAAUAGACUACUUUAUUCUAUAUAAAAUAAUAUUUAUUAAUUGUGUUUCUUUUUUUUUUUUUUUUUUUUUUCUUUAGUUAUUUAAUUUGUUAUUAAGAUUUUAAUUGAUUCGAAACAAAAAUUUUGAAAUAGUGAAUAUUUUAAUUUGCUACAUUUAGAAUACGAAAAAAAAAACAAAAAAAAAUAUGUCUCGUUAAGCUAUUGUUAUUUGGAUAAUUAUUAAAUUUUUUUUUUAUUUUAUUUUUUUGAUGUAAAUUACAUGAUUUUUCAUCUGAGACCGGCGCAAAAGCAAGUUACGCCAACGGCGACGACGACGGCAGUCGAUGAAAGUGCAAAACGAUUACGACCAUAUAUACUUGGAAGUUUAACUAGCAACGCCUGGAUAUUGUAACAUAAAAUUGGGCAGUCGUCAUUUGGCAAAGUGAAGGAAAAAUAAUAAAUAAAAUUUACGAUUAUCAAUAAUCUUUAUGAAAGUUGUAUAAAAAAAUUUUGAAAACGCUACAAAUAACGGAUGCAAGCUGAAGAAUAUGCAUUAGCUAAAACUCCCGAUUGUCAGCUGGUGGAACUCUGACCUUUUGGAGCUCAAAGGAGUGCCUAAAUUGGGCAUUAAUUGAAGUUUAAAAAAAAUAAAAUAAAAUUCAUAUUGACUUGGUGCAAUUAGAAUUUAAAAAAAACGAAAGGAGAUGGCGACGAUAGAUGGGCGGCCUGCCCAAUAUGGCAUCACCUUAAAACAACUUCGAGAGCUUAUGGAACAUCGUGGUCGUGAAGGUGUUGGUAAAAUUCAGGGCUAUGGUGGUGUACAGGAAAUAUGUAAAAAAUUAUAUACCUCACCCAGUGAUGGCCUCAGUGGGUCAUCAGCGGAUAUGGAACACAGGCGUGAAACAUUUGGAUCAAAUUCAAUACCUCCAAAACCACCAAAAACAUUUGUACAAUUAGUGUGGGAAGCUAUACAAGAUGUUACUUUAAUCAUUCUUAUAAUUGCAGCUGUUGUUUCAUUAGGUCUUAGUCUUUAUAAACCUCCAGCAAGUGAACAUAAUGAAAGUGGUGCUCAUUUGGAUGAAGAUGAAACAAAAUAUGGCUGGAUUGAGGGUCUUGCUAUUUUAGUUUCUGUUAUUGUUGUUGUAUUAGUAACAGCAUUCAAUGAUUAUUCAAAAGAAAGACAAUUUCGUGGUCUUCAAAAUAGGAUAGAAGGAGAACAUAAAUUUUCAGUUAUUCGACAAGGAGAAGUUAAACAAAUAUCUGUAUCUGAUAUUGUUGUUGGUGAUAUUUGUCAGGUCAAAUAUGGUGACUUGUUGCCAGCAGAUGGUAUUCUCAUACAGAGUAACGAUCUCAAGGUUGAUGAAUCCAGUUUGACUGGUGAAUCAGAUCAUGUCAAAAAAGGAGAAGCUUUUGAUCCCAUGGUGUUAUCUGGUACUCAUGUGAUGGAAGGCUCUGGAAAAAUGUUAGUUGCUGCUGUUGGUGUUAAUUCACAAGCUGGUAUUAUUUUCACUUUAUUGGGUGCUGCUGUUGAUCAACAAGAACAGGAAAUUAAAAAAAUGAAAAAAGAGGCUAAAAAGCAGAGGAAGAAGAAAUCUCUAUCAGGUGAAGAAGCUGGUGAAAUAACAAGCAACAGUCAUGGAGGAAGUGGUGUACAACAUGAAUUUACGGAUAAUCAUCGUGGACAAUCUGAAGGUGGUGGUGGUGGUGGUGGACAUAGUGAUGAAAAAAAAGAAAAAAGUGUAUUACAAGCAAAAUUAACAAAACUUGCAAUACAAAUUGGCUAUGCUGGUUCAAUGAUAGCAUUUUUAACAGUUAUUGUUUUAAUUGUACAUUUUGUUAUAAAAACAUUUGUAUUGGAAAAAAAACAAUUCGAUCCAGUUUAUGUCAAUGAUUUUGUUAAGUUCUUCAUUAUUGGUGUAACAGUGCUUGUUGUUGCUGUACCAGAAGGUCUUCCUCUAGCUGUUACUCUGUCACUUGCUUAUUCAGUCAAGAAAAUGAUGAAAGAUAACAAUUUAGUACGACAUUUGGAUGCUUGUGAAACAAUGGGUAAUGCAACAGCAAUUUGUUCUGAUAAAACAGGCACAUUAACAACAAAUCGUAUGACUGUUGUACAAACAUAUUUAUGUGAAAAAUUAAGUAAAACAGUACCACCAUUCUCUGAUGUACCAAAUAAUAUUGGAAACUUAUUAAUUCAGGCAAUAUCUGUUAAUUCAUCAUAUACAUCGAGAAUAAUGCCAGGACAAGAUCCAUCUGAAUUACCAAUGCAAGUUGGUAAUAAAACUGAAUGUGCCUUACUUGGACUUGUAUUGGCAUUUGGCCAAAAUUAUCAAACAAUAAGAGAUGAUAUACCUGAAGAAACAUUUACACGUGUUUAUACAUUUAACAGUGUACGUAAAAGUAUGUCAACAGUUAUACCAAAACAAGGUGGUGGUUAUAGAUUAUUUACAAAAGGUGCAUCUGAAAUAAUAAUGAAAAGAUGUGCAUUUAUUUAUGGACGUGAUGGACAUUUGGAAAAAUUUACACGUGAUAUGCAAGAUCGUUUAGUUAAAAAUGUUAUUGAACCAAUGGCAUGUGAUGGUUUACGUACAAUAUCAAUAGCAUAUCGUGAUUUUGUACCAGGUAAAGCUGAAAUAAAUCAAGUACAUUGUGAUGGUGAACCAAAUUGGGAUGAUGAAGAAAAUAUUGUUGCUAAUUUAACAUGUCUUGGUAUUGUUGGUAUUGAAGAUCCAGUUAGACCAGAAGUACCAGAUGCAAUACGUAAAUGUCAAAAAGCUGGUAUAACAGUACGUAUGGUUACUGGUGAUAAUAUUAAUACAGCACGUUCAAUUGCUGUUAAAUGUGGUAUAUUAAAACCAAAUGAUGAAUUUCUUAUUCUUGAGGGUAAAGAAUUUAAUAGACGUGUUAGAGAUGCUAAUGGUGAAGUACAACAACAUUUACUUGAUAAAGUAUGGCCAAAAUUACGUGUACUUGCACGUUCAUCACCAACAGAUAAAUAUACACUUGUUAAAGGUAUGAUUGAUAGUAAUGUAACAGCAAGUCGUGAAGUUGUUGCUGUUACUGGUGAUGGUACAAAUGAUGGUCCAGCAUUAAAAAAGGCUGAUGUUGGUUUUGCAAUGGGUAUUGCUGGUACUGAUGUUGCAAAAGAAGCUUCCGAUAUAAUAUUAACUGAUGAUAAUUUUUCAUCAAUUGUCAAGGCUGUUAUGUGGGGAAGAAAUGUUUAUGAUAGUAUUGCCAAAUUUUUACAAUUUCAAUUGACAGUUAAUGUUGUUGCUGUUAUUGUUGCAUUUUUUGGUGCAUGUAUUAUACAAGAUUCACCAUUAAAAGCUGUACAAAUGUUGUGGGUUAAUUUAAUUAUGGAUACAUUAGCAUCACUUGCAUUAGCAACUGAAUUACCAACACCUGAUUUAUUAUUACGUAAACCACAUGGACGUACGAAACCACUUAUAUCAAGGACAAUGAUGAAAAAUAUACUUGGUCAAGCAGUAUAUCAAUUGACUGUUAUUUUUGGUCUUCUUUUUGUUGGUGACAAAUUUCUUGAUAUCCCAACUGGUGUUAAAUCAACAUCAAAAAUACCAAAUCAACAUUUUACAAUAAUAUUCAAUACAUUCGUUAUGAUGACUAUGUUUAACGAAUUGAAUGCCCGUAAAAUUCAUGGUCAACGUAAUGUCUUCCAGGGAGUAUUCACAAAUCCUAUCUUCUAUACAAUUUGGAUUGGAACAUGCUUAUCACAAGUUGUCAUCAUUCAAUUUGGUGGAAUGGCAUUCAGCACAGCACCAUUGAGUGUAGAACAAUGGUUAUGGUGUAUCUUCUUUGGAGUUGGUACAUUGCUGUGGGGACAAAUUGUUACAACUUUUCCAACGAGAAGUAUUCCCAAAAUACUUUCAUGGGGUCGCGGCCAGCCGGAUGAUAUCGGUGCUAUCAAUCUAGGAGACGAGAAAUUCGACCCAGACUCGGAUAAAAAGCCGCGCGCAGGACAAAUUCUAUGGAUCCGUGGUCUGACACGGCUACAGACUCAGACGAGCAAUAGAUCUUUGGUGCAGAAUGUAUCGGUGACAAGCAGAUCCCCCUCUCAGGAUUACUAUAUGAUCCGUGUAGUGAACGCAUUUCGGCAGGGCCUAGACUCACGUUAUGGCGAACAAAGCACCUUGGCAUUUGCAGAGGUACUCCGAAAGCAAUCAUCACUUAGUAAACGACAUUCACAAACAAGCAGCAUUGAUUACGCGGACAACUUGCCAGAUGAUUUAACUGUUCCUGAAAUUGAUGUUGAAAGACUUUCUAGUCAUAGUCACACAGAGACUGCAGUCUAAUGUUAUUUAUCAGUCAACUCAUAUUACGAGUUUAUUUCAGCAACAACCAACAACAACAACAUCAUUAACAAUAACAACAACAGCGUACAAAUAAAAUUAAUUAAAAAAAUAUAUUAAUAAUAAUGAAUCAACAACUCAAUCAAGAGUUAUUAAACUAUUAGUGAACAACAUUGACACAACGAUUGCAACACAAAUAAUCAUCGUCAUCAUUAUCAACCUCAUCAUCAUCAUCAUCAUCAUCUUCAUAAUUUGUGUUUUGCUUAUAAUGUGAAAAAAUUAAAAAAAAAUUAUUAAUUAAUAUAAUUAUAAUAUUAAUAAUAUAUAAAAUUAAAGUGCAGUUGUUUUAUGCCAGAUGCAAUGCUGUUUGUUCUUAUAUUGUGCGCGGAAACUUUAUUUAAUAUAAAAUUUAAAAAAAAAUAAAAAAAAGAAAAAUAAUAAAUAUAUAAAUUAAAUAAAUUAUAUAUUAUAUAUAAAUAUAGAUAUAAUGUUAACGGAUAAUUAUGCAAAAAAAAAUUCUCAACGGGUGUGCGGAAAAUUGCGGAUGAUAAAUAAUUUUUUUUUGUGCGGUGGUCCUUUGAUUAAUAAUUAAAAAAUUAAAACCAAAGAAUAAAAAUUUUAAAAAGUUACAAAAAUAUAAAUAUUAUUAUUAGCUCUGUAUCUGUCUCUCAUUUUUUUUUCUCUCGUGAAGGAAAUAUGAACAAAUGAUUAAGGAUAGAUAAAAUUUAAAAAAAAAUAAAUUUGAUUAAUAAUAAUGGGUAUGUACAGAAUGAUAUAUAUUUGUUGGAUGAGAAAAGGGAAAGGGAGGCGGAAGAGGCCCACCGGAUCAAUUUGAAAAUAUAAAAAAAAAAAAAUUACGAAUCAAUCGUACAUUAACACAUCAACACUCGCGUUUUUAUAAAAAUAAAUUUUUUAAACAAUGUGUGAUUCGUUUUUUUUUUUUUUAACACACACCUGAAGAUCGUUUCUCAAAUUCCGAAAAAAAAAACAAAUAAUUAUUAUUAAAUAAUAAUAAAUUAAUUAAUUUAAAAAAAAAAAAAAAACGCACCACUGCCUUCCCAAUUUUGCCAUAUUGUUGUCAUGAUUUUUAUUUUAUUUUAUAUAUUUUAAAAUAUUGUUAAACGUAAAUUUAUAUGAAAAGAAAAAAAACACAAAAAAAAAAAACUCCUCCAAAUUUCAUAAUUAUACUAGUCGGAUAUAUUUUAAUUUAUCAAUAUUAAUUGUCAUUAUUAUUAUUGUUUUUUUAUUAAUAAAUUAACUUGGUAUAUUUUCUUUGUUUCAAAAUUUUCACAGCUCAUUGUUUUCUUUUUUUUUUCAUUUCAAACACAAUGUUGUUUAUAUCGUUAAUUUAUUCGAUAGUUUAUGACUCGUUAGAUAUUAAAAGCACGCGAUUUUAUAUACUCGAAAUGAAAAAAAAAAAUGAUAAAUUAAAUAUAUUUACAUCGCGAAAUCUUGUUAAUUAAAAAUUCAGUAAUUUGCCAUACAUCUCGGCGUGUCUCCUUCCGCCAAAUAAUCUCUUUCUCUUUCACUCUCUCGCUAUUGAUCUACACAUUAUUAUAAAAAACAUAUAUAUAUAUCUUUCAAUCGCUUCUUAUAUCUUUCCCUCGAUUCUCGUUUGUUAAACUAAAAAAAAUUCAAAAGAGUAUAAUGAAAUAAAUUGGAAAAAUAAAAAUUAUAUCCACCUGCCUAUAUAUAUCGUCGCGAGAUCGAAGCUACACCGUUACGUGACUUAAGGAAUAUCUAGUCAUUUAGUUUGUAUCAAAUGUACUUCCGCGAAUAACUUUGCACUGGGGGUGCCUUACCGCGAAUGAAAAAAUAAAUAAAUAAAUUGUCUCUAUAAUUAAACAUAGAUAAAACAAAAUGAAAGAAAUAAAAAAUUAAUAUAUUCCGUCAUUAGUGGGGAAGGGGCGGGGGGAAUAAUUAAUAAAACAAUGACGAAAUAAAAUGAACUUUAAACAAAAUAAUAAAAAAAUAAUAAUAAUAAAUAAAAUACCAAAAAAAAAAAAAAGGAAAAAACAUUUAAUUAUAACGGCGUGUCUACUCGUUAAUUGUAUUGUAAUACAUUCAGUAAAUAAAUGAAAUUUAAAAAAAAUUAUAAUUAUAAAUAUAAUAAUGAUGAAAAAAUGAUUUAUUCGCCGCCGGACCGCUGUUAAUAUUACGCUUAGGAUAAUAUAAAUCCAAAAAUAUUGUACAAGUCCAAGCGUCACGGCGACGUUAUAAUUCGUAUGAUUGGUGAUUUAAAUAUUAAUUCAUUUAUUAUAAUAGAAUUGUGUCCGAGUAACUCUAGUGUGAACAACAAAAAAAAUAUAUAUAUUAAAAAAUUGCAAGUAAAAUAAAUAAUAACAAUUCAUAUUAUUAUUAAUUUAAAAUUACUCAUACACAAACAAAAAAAAAUCACGUGUAUAUACUUGCGAUUAAAAUAUAUGAAAAAAAAAUAAAAAAUGUAAACGAGAAGUUUAAACAUCUACACAUACAUAUUAUUACACAUUAUUACACGAGGUAUCUAGAAUUUAAGAACAAUCUGAUGUGAAAUAAUAAAUAAUAAUAAAAUAAAUAAACAAAAAUUUAAAAAAAAAAACAUGAUCGAAAAUUGUUAAAUGAACGUAAUUAUGAAUUUAAAUAUGGUACUGGAUACCUUGGAUUAUAAGCGAGUGUGUGAAAGACAAAAGUAGAAAAAAUAAUAAUAAUAAUUUAUAAUAAUAAUAGUUAUAAUAAUAAUAAUUUUAAAAAUAUUAUAAAACCGCGUGCUAAGCGCGCGGAUGCGGCGAGGGUGCGAGGAGUAAGUAGUUAUAUUGAUCCCACUCGAGAUUUAAAAAAAAAAAAAAAAACAUUUUGUUAUUAUUCAAAUAAUAAACAAUACUAAAUAGUAAUAUUAAUAAUAAUAAUAUAAUAAAUAGAAUCAAAUUAAAUCAUUGAAUAACAUACAAGACAACAUUGCUUGGUGUCAAAGACACUCAGUCAUUAUAUAUACUUUACAAUAUUAAAUAUCUAAAUUAAAUAAAAAUAAUUCAUGGGAUUAUAUAAAUAUAUAAAUAAAUAAUAUAAAUAAAUUUUAAAAUUCAGAUCACGCAUUUGUCAUGUGUCACUAAGUUUUUAGUAAAAAAUAAAAGUAAUAAAAAUUGUCGCGUCCUCGUUGCGCCUCGCUAUCUUGUUAUACGACUUUAGUCGAAUUAGUUUCUCGUGUGAAACUCUUAAAAAAAAAAAAAUAAUAAUAAAUUAAAUGAUAUUAAGAUAAAUGAUAAUUUAAGAAGAAAAAAAAUUAUGAAAAUUAAUUUAAUGAUAAAUAUUAUAAAAAUUAAAAAAGAGAAAAAAAUAAUAAAUAUUUAAAAAAAAAAAUUUAAAAAAAAAAAACAAAAACAUUAGAUAUUUUAACUUUUAACGAUGGCCAUUUAAAAUAGUGGAAUUUAAUCGUGUGAAAUUUAAAUUGGAAAAAUAUAAAAAUUAGAUUAACAAAAAAAUAAAUAAAAUGAAUUUUUAAAAAUUAUUAUAAAUUUGUGGAGUAAAUCUGCAUCAAAAUAAAUGAUUAUAAAAAAAAAAAUUUAUCCGGUUAUAAAUAUUUAAAACUUCCUUAUUUUCUGAGGGGGUAACUACUUAAACUGCCGGGAUGAUAUGCAUGCGAUUAAUUAAAUAAUUUAUAUAGUUAUAUGAAAAAUAAAAAAAUUGUAACUAAAAAAAAAAAAAAAA
Molecule: messenger RNA, 8626 nt
Organism: Aphidius gifuensis
Lineage: Eukaryota; Metazoa; Arthropoda; Insecta; Hymenoptera; Braconidae
Gene: PMCA
Product: plasma membrane calcium-transporting ATPase 3
Exons: 15
Coding region: 1343-4945 (1200 amino acids)
Biological process (GO): calcium ion transmembrane transport; regulation of cytosolic calcium ion concentration
Cellular component (GO): intracellular membrane-bounded organelle; membrane
Molecular function (GO): ATP hydrolysis activity; ATP binding; P-type calcium transporter activity
Source: RefSeq, a predicted model, not a curated record